This is a messenger RNA of Saccoglossus kowalevskii, 1617 nucleotides long. Its product is annotated as loricrin-like. NCBI's taxonomy places the organism in Eukaryota, Metazoa, Hemichordata, Enteropneusta, Harrimaniidae. The record is from RefSeq and is a predicted model, not a curated record.
AUGGAGAGAUUCAACCAUGGAGUGAUCGCUGGCUGUGGUACAGAGAGAUUCAACCAUGGAGUAGUGGCUGGCGGUGGUGGCACAGAAAUAUUCAACAAUGGAGUAAUCGCUGGUGGUUGCAUGGAAAGAUUCAAGCAUGGAAUAGUCGCUAGUGGUGGUGGCACAAUGAUAUUCAACCAUCGGGUAGUGGCUGGCGGUGGUAGCCCAGAGAGAUUAAACCAUGGAGUAGUCACUGGUGGUGGUGACACAGAGAGAUUCAACCAUGGAGUGAUCGCUGGUAGUUGCACAGAGAGAUUCAACCAUGGAGUGAUCGCUGGUGGUGACGCAGAGAGAUUCAACCAUGGAAUGAUCGCUGGUGGUGACACAGAGAGAUUCAACCAUGGAGUGAUCGCUGGUGGUGACACAGAGAGAUUCAACCAUGGAGUGAUCGCUGGUGGUGACACAGAGAGAUUCAACCAUGGAGUGUUUGCUGGUAGUUGCACAGAGAGAUUCAACCAUGGAGUGAUCGCCGGGGGUUGCACAGAGAGAUUCAACCAUGGAGUGAUCGCUGGUGGUAACACAGAGAGAUUCAACCAUGGAGUGAUCGCUGGUGGUUGCACAGAGAGAUUCAACCAUGGAGUGAUCGCUGGUGGUUGCACAGAGAGGUUCAACCAUGGGGUGAUCGCUGGUGGUGGCACUGGCAAAUUCAACCAUGGAGUGAUCGCUGGUGGUGGCACAGAGAGAUUCAACCAUGGAGUGAUCGCUGGUGGUUGCACAGAGAGAUUCAACCAUGGAGUGAUCGCUGGUGGUUGCACAGAGAUAUUCAACCAUGGAGUGAUCGCUGGUGGUGGCACUGGGAAAUUCAACCAUGGAGUUAUCGCUGGUGGUGGCACAGAGAGAUUCAACCAUGGAGUGAUCGCUGGUGGUUGCACAGAGAGAUUUAACCAUGGAGUGAUCGCUGGUGGUGGCACAGAGAGAUUCAACCUUGAAGUGAUCGAUGGUGGUUGCACAGAGAGAUUCAACCAUGAAGUGAUCGCUGGUGGUGGCACAGAGAGAUUCAACCAUGGAGUGAUCGCUGGUGGUGGCACAGAAAGAUUCAACCAUGGAGUGAUCGAUGGUGGUGGCACAGAGAGAUUCAACCAUGAAGUGAUCGCUGGUGGUUGCACAGAGAGAUUCAACCAUGGAGUGAUCGCUGGUGGUGGCACAGCGAGAUUCAACCAUGAAGUGAUCGCUGGUGGUUGCACACAGAGAUUCAACCGUGGAGUGAUCGCUGGUGGUUUCACAGAGAGAUGCAACCAUGGAGUGAUCACUGGUGGUUGCACAGAGAGAAUCAACCAUGGAGUGCUCGCUGGUGGUUGCACAGAGAGAUUCAACCAUGGAGUGAUCGCUGGUGGUUGCACAGAGAGAUUCAAUCAUGGAGUGAUCGCUGGUGGUUGCACAGAGAGAUUCAAUCAUGGAGUGAUCGCUGGUGGUUGCACAGAGAGAUUCAAUCAUGGAGUGAUCGAUGGUGGUUGCACUGAGAGAUUCAACCAUGGAGUGAUCGCUGGUGGUUGCACAGAGAGAUUCAACCAUGGAGUGAUCGCUGGUGGUUGCGCUGAGAGAUUCAACCAUGGAGUGAUCGCUAUAAUUGUAACGUAA